This is a messenger RNA of Conger conger (European conger), 7814 nucleotides long. RefSeq names its product proprotein convertase subtilisin/kexin type 1 (gene pcsk1). The transcript has 14 exons. Gene Ontology annotation, molecular function: serine-type endopeptidase activity. Gene Ontology annotation, biological process: protein processing. The record is from RefSeq and is a predicted model, not a curated record. Lineage: Eukaryota; Metazoa; Chordata; Actinopteri; Anguilliformes; Congridae. The coding region runs from base 179 to 2473 and encodes 764 amino acids. Gene Ontology annotation, cellular component: trans-Golgi network; Golgi membrane.
CGUUCGCUUCUUCUCAACUGUUUGCCAGAUUUCUCUGUAGAUACAUGUACAUAGCAGCAAUUAUAAACAUUACCAGCGAAAGAGUGCUUAUUUAUUGCUCCGUUUUGUUUUAUCCAUCUUCCUUGGUCGCUUUGUAAAUACAGAAAUCAAUAUAUUUAACAUAGUUGUAUUUUCUGCAAUGGAUGUGAGAUGUCGCCCGCUGGUGAUGUACUCUGCUCUACUGGUUCUCUGUGCCAUCGCUCGCGCUGUGGACGCUUCUGCCGAGAACAGGCAGUAUCUCAACGAAUGGGCGGUGGAGGUUCCGGAGGGACGCGACGCCGCCCGGGCAAUCGCCAAAGAAUUGGGCUACGAAUUAGUCAGACAGAUUGGGGCCCUAGAAAACCAUUACUUAUUCAAACACCACAGCCACCCUCGCAGAGCCAAAAGAAGUGCGGGCCACGUCACCAAGAGACUGUCAGAGGAUGACAGGGUGUCGUGGGCGGAGCAGCAGUAUGAGAUGCAGCGGAGGAAGCGCGCCCCGCUGGGGGCGGGGUGCCGGGACUGCCCCGCAGACAAGCUCUUCGACGACCCCAUGUGGAACCAGCAGUGGUACCUGCAAGACACCAGGACGUCCCCGUCCCAGCCAAAACUGGACCUGCACGUCAUCCCGGUGUGGAAGAAGGGCAUCACGGGGAAGGGCGUGGUCAUCACGGUGCUGGACGACGGGCUGGAGUGGAACCACACGGACAUCUACCCCAACUACGAUCCAGCAGCAAGUUAUGAUUUCAACGACAAUGACCCCGAUCCAUUUCCCAGAUAUGACUCGACCAACGAGAACAAGCACGGAACGAGAUGCGCCGGGGAAAUCGCCAUGCAGGCCGACAACAACAAGUGUGGCGUGGGCGUGGCCUACAACUCCAAGGUUGGAGGGAUCCGCAUGCUGGACGGGAUCGUGACGGACGCCAUCGAGGCCAGCUCCAUCGGCUUCAGCCCCGACCACGUGGACAUCUACAGCGCCAGCUGGGGCCCCAAUGACGACGGCAAGACGGUGGAGGGCCCCGGCCGGCUGGCCCAGAAGGCCUUCGAGUACGGCAUCCAGAAGGGGCGGGGCGGCAAGGGUUCGAUUUUUGUGUGGGCGUCGGGGAACGGGGGCAGGCAGGGGGACAACUGCGACUGCGACGGUUACACGGACAGCAUCUACACCAUCUCCAUCAGCAGCGCCUCCCAGCAGGGCCUGUCCCCCUGGUACGCCGAGAAGUGCUCCUCCACCCUGGCCACGGCCUACAGCAGCGGGGACUACACCGACCAGAGAAUCACCAGCGCAGAUCUGCACAACGAGUGCACAGAGACCCACACCGGGACGUCCGCCUCUGCCCCACUGGCUGCUGGGAUAUUCGCGCUGGCUCUGGAGCAGAACCCCGAUCUGACCUGGCGGGACCUCCAGCACCUGGUGGUUUGGACCUCAGAGUUCGACCCGCUGGCCAACAACCCGGGCUGGAAGAAAAACGGGGCGGGGCUGAUGGUGAACAGCCGUUUCGGGUUCGGCCUGCUCAACGCCAAGGCCCUGGUGGACCUGGCAGACCCCGAGGUGUGGAAGCACGUUCCGGAAAAGAGGCAGUGCAUCGUGAAGGACGAGACCUUCGAACCCAGGGCUUUGAAGGCAGCGGGCGAGAUCACCAUAGAGAUCCCCACCAAAGCCUGCGCCGGCCAGGACAACGCCAUCAAGUCCCUGGAGCAUGUGCAGAUGGAGGCCAGCAUCGAGUACACUCGCCGUGGGGACCUCCACAUCACCCUCACCUCCCCCUCAGGCACCAGCACCGUCCUGUUGGCAGAGAGAGAGAGGGACACCUCCUCCAAUGGAUUCAAGAACUGGGACUUCAUGUCAGUGCACUCCUGGGGUGAGGACCCGGCCGGGACCUGGACCCUGAAAAUCACAGACCUGUCUGGGCGUUUGGAGAAUGAAGGGCAGAUUGUGAGCUGGAAGUUGAUCUUGCACGGGACGGGUGAGCGGCCGGUGCACAUGAAGUCUGGCCGGGUGUACGUCCCGUAUAACGCCGUUCAGAACGACCGCCGGGGCGUGGAGAAGAUGGAGCAGGAAACCCCUACGGAGGCUCAGGUGUCCAAAAAGGCCUCGCCUGUCACCUCCUCCCCACCAGGGGGCGCUGUCCAGGAGGAGAGCUCUCCCUCCGCUGCCCUCAUGCGCCUCCUCCAGACCGCCUUCAACAGGCAGACGCCCGCCAGCAAGCCCCGCCCCUUACCGCCGGCCAGCCCCACACACAAGGAGGAAGGGGAGGAGCGAGAGGAGAGCGCCAGCCCCCGAAUCUCCUACCAGAAUCUGUACCAGGCUCUGGACAGGCUGAACCACUACAAGGGCCCGGAGGACAGCCUGUACAGCGACUACAGCGACGGUUUCUACAGCGCCAAGCCCUACCGUCACCGUGACGACAGACUGCUGCAGGCCUUCUUCCACAUGCUCUCAGACAACCGCCAGUGAGGGCCAGCCACAGGGGGCGCCAGGGAGCCGGGAGCGGUUAGGCUAGGGGGCUGGUGGGGAUAGCAAAACUCUUAAUGUUAAACUGACUCUGACACAGUACAACUCUCAAUGCUAAACUCACUCUGACACAGUACAACUCUUAAUGCUAAACUCACUCUGACACAGUACAACUCUUAAUGUUAAACUCACUCUGACACAGUACAACUCUCAAUGUUAAACUCACUCUGACUCUAGCACAGACUCUCAAUGUUAAACUCACUCUAGCACAGGAAGACUCUCAAUGUUAAACUGACGAACACAGUGCAUAUCCUCCUCAGACCAGGUAGAAAAAAAAAGUUGAAGUAUUUUUAUUUUAUAGUGUUGCAGUGGAUAUAUUUUUAAAAACACAAUCUAUUUUAUGUUUUUUGAAUAUCGCUUAUUGUGUAGGUUUCAACAUAGCAUAAUAUAAUGGUUCUUGACAUUAAGACCAGAGACCCAUGUCCCCAAAGUGAACUACCGGGUCUCAGGAGGAUAGGAGUCCAUUGGUACCCGCGUUUACUGUGCUGUGGAGUUAACAGUACUCUGUCAGAGCUGAUUUUACGCUGAGGGUUCUGCUGAGGGAGGCGGAAUAGGAUGGCGGGGGGUUUGGGGGAACGCUGACUCUUCCAGUUGAUUGUCUUCAUGAUUCACUCCACCCCUUCCUGAGGUUUGAACAUUUUCCUGUCUGUGACACUGCACUUUUACCCCCGCCCCCCAACAAAAGAAGUAUAUCCUCAUUUUAUUUAUUUAACUGGAGUCUGUGGCUCUGGUUUGACUCACACUUUCUAAUAGGUCUGUGCGCCUCUCCCUGAUUAUGCCCGUCUAAAAGUAAAUGAGCUUGUGCGGGAAGUGAUCUGUCCGGAACACAGCCCUGUUUUGAGGCCCACCGGCAGGACUCUGUUCCCUGUGUGUUGUGCACAUCCUGGCCUCCUCCACGCCGUUAAUCUCUCCCUCCUCUCUCCCCUUCAUAUUGCUCCACAGACAUGGUUUUAUCCCAAGGCACAGUCUUCUCAGUUUGGUUUUAUUCGACUCUUUGAAUUAACACUGCCAGUCACACUCUUCACCUCUGUUAAAAUCCAAAUUUGGUAUAAAGCAUACUAGCUUUUUACAAUGCCAACCAGUAUCAGUUUUCACUUUUCACAAAUACCUUUUUAUGAAAUACUUGAGCCAGUUUUCAUUCAUAUGUUAAGUGAAAAACUGAACAUUCCACCCCCAAGCAUUAGUCCUGGGAACGUACUGAUUAUCAUGACAUCACACGUGGGGAGUGUUCUAAUGUAGACUGAGGUGACCACCAAAAAUGGGUGGAGCUUUAAUAUGCCAGUCACUGAUUUUAGCCAAUCAUAGUGUUUUGCUACUGAGAGCGAGCCAAAUAUUCUGAAUAGAUUAUGACUCGGUGAACUGGCAGCUGCACCUGUUUGGGGAUUCUGGGAUUGGUGGAGAGUUGACUCUCAUCAGGCCAUUCAUUCCCAUUGCCAGGAAAGGGUUGGCUUGUGCAGGCUUGUCCCAGGGGAGAUCAUUAUUUCCACACAUUUUAAGUAGUACAACCACCUGUUCUGUGGGGGUUAGUCUAGGGACAGAGAUGUGUCAUUGUUAUCAGAGAGGACACAUUGCUAAUUAGUGGAGCCUUUUCUCCACUGCUGUUGUAGUUCACACGGUGGUUCACUCGUAAGUGUCAUUCAGGGCUAGGCAACCCGGGUCCUGGGGUGGCAGUGAUGCUUCUGCACCGCAAAAAACCCCCAAAUAAAACAGUCUUUACAAGUAUUUUAGUCUUAUAUUUAGACCUUAGAAAUCUUACUUUUUGCUUAAAAAGUAAAAAAUAUUGCCUAUGAGGGGAGACCGUUUAACUCAUUGAAAAGUAAAUUUCAGUUGUCUAAGUUAAAAUAACCGCUAAGUUAAAACAAGGUAAUAUUUUCAACUUCCGAGAAAGAAAAAAAGAUUUAAAGUCUCAUUACAAGACUACAACUCUUGUUACGAAGGUUUCUUUUUGGAGUGCGGCUUUUGUUCCGAACAAGAAGUACAUUGUCAGACAGUUACUCACUCUGACUCCAUUCAUUUUCAACAAGAGGUUUAAGACAGAUCUUUGGCCAACUCAUGUAUGUAUAUUUAGUUCAUUCUACUCUUCAACCUGGUUUUAACAACACCAGGCCAUUCAAAUCUUCUAUUUUAACUCAUCCAAAUAGUUUACAAAAAGUGAUAUAUAUUUAUAUUCCAAACAAAAGCAGAUAAAAUAUUAAACUUAUCACUUCAACGUAUAAUAGUAUAACACAGAAAUAUAAAAAUGUUUGAUUUAGAUUUCUUUGAUAUUUUGAAAAAUGCAGAAUGACAUAAAAUAAAGGUUUAUUUUUCUAACAGUUCCUUAACCGAAUAUACAUGUAGGCUAAGUAAAGUGAAAUUGGUGAUACUUGAGUUGAGUUGAUAAAAUAAAUAAAACAAGUUUCCCUAGUUUAAUUUUCUCAAUUCAAGAAACAUAAAAAAAAAACAUUCAGUAUGACAUGCAGAUUCAGUUUGGUUGCUUUCAUAUGUGUCUGAAAAGUAUAAAACGGGUUUGGAUCAUGACACAAUCCCAAACACUGUAAAAGUUAUCAGUGAAAACUGCCACAUUGUGUAACAGUGAAUGAGCAAACGUUUGGAAUUGUGUAGCUUUGAGUUUAGAUGCAGCCAUACAUUGCCAGUCUUUAAAGGUCUCCAUGGCGAGUUACAUACCUCAUACCGCUUGUGUUUAUCCAUGCCUGCUGGAUGUGAUUGGAGCCCAGGUAACACAAAACGUUCUCACAAUGUUGCUGCAAUGUUAUAACGUGACAAAAGGAGAACAUUUUGAGUUAGCUGGGAGCGUAUAGCAGUGAUGGGGGAUUUACAAUGCAGUGGAGUAGUUUGAGACAUUUAAGAGGCUUUGCUGUCCAUAGUAAAAUGCAGUUAUUUAGCCAAAUCAGCGAGCCUGUGAUUGAUUGGUUUCUGAUGCCGCAUUCUCCCAUCACUAGCUUACAGUCAUGUAAAUUACUGCUUUACUCAGAGAAUAUACCAUUGAAAAGAUUGGGUGCAAAUGUUUUGAAAAUGCAUCAUUAUACCAAUUUUAUUUAUGACAUUUGUCUAAGGUUACUAUCACACAGUCAGUGAAUCAUAAACUAUAUGCUGUUUCAUGUAUAGGUUCAACAUGAAAUGUGCUGUAAUAAAUUAUGAAGUUACCUCACAAGUAGAUGCUCUGUAAAAUGAGUUUGUGCUGGUUUGCAUUCUAAUGUUUUCCAAUAUUCUUUUGUGCUUCAUAAUUAUCAUAAUUGUGUAUCCGGGACAGUACACUGAUUUAAAUGUCAAUUCUCUUUUAAAAAAACAUUGUACGGAUAUCAGUGUCACCAGCUUGCUAAACAGCUGAACCAUGUCAAUAACCCAGGGGUGUCAAAGUCCUUGAGGGGAAGUUGUGUUUUUAGGCUACAGUGUCUGCAGGUUUAACUCCAGUCCUGGAGGGGGGCACUGUGUCUGCAGGUUUAACUCCAGUCCUGGAGGGCCGCAGUGUCUGCAGGUUUAACUCCAGUCCUGGAGGGCUACAGUGUCUGCAGGUUUAACUCCAGUCCUGGAGGGCUACAGUGUCUGCAGGUUUAACUCCAGUCCUGGAGGGGGGCACUGUGUCUGCAGGUUUAACUCCAGUCCUGGAGGACCUCAGUUUCUGCAGGUUUAACUCCAGUCAUUCAGGGCUACAGUGUCUGUAGGUUUAACUCCAGUCAUGGAGGGCUACAGUGUCUGCUGGUUUGCUUUAAUUGAAUAGGCCCUGUUUUCUGUGUGGCACCAUGCAAGUUCUCACUGUCUAAAUGCUUAGAAUAAUGGCUUAGUAGUUUUUUCUAUGUUUCAUUCUUGCAUCCCAUAUCAAAAAUAGUAGGUCAAUACUUCUGUAUAUUUUAACGAUAAUUAUUUAAAUAAUAUAGUAUAUAGUUUAUAGUACCCAUACUAAAAGUAUAUAAUAAUUGUAUACUCCAAUGUACUUAUGUUUUCACAUGAGACUGAAACUAAGAAACCUCAAAACCUCAAAUUCCUCCUGCCAAACUUACACUGGAGGUCAUUUCUGUAUGUCUGUAAAAGCUAACAAGUAAAGCAUUUUUGGGGCAGCAUGUAGCCUCAUGGCUAGUUGACUGGAAGCCAGAAGGUUGAGAAUCUUCUAAUCCCGGUGUAGCCACAUUAAGAUCAGUGCAGCUGUUGAGGCCUUGAGCAAGGCCCUUAACCCUCAUUCCUCCUGGGAGAUUGUCCCCUGCUUAGUCUAAUCAACUGUUAGUCACUUUGGAUAGAAACAUCAGCUAAAUAACUAAUUUCAUUUUGUCAGAUGAAUCAGUUUGCUAUAAUGUAUAUGCCAUCAGUAAUAUAAUAAUAAUUUGUUAUUUUGUCAAUGCUUUUAUCCAAAGCAACUUCACUUGAUUUUGACUAGGCAAGGGACAGUCCUCCUUGGAGCAAUGCAGGGUUAGGGGCCUUUGCCAAGGGCCCAACAGCUGUGCGGAUCUUAUUGUGGCUACACCGGGGCUUGAAACCCCAACUUUCCGGGAAACCUAAAGUUCAGUCCACGUUUAUGUGCACAUUGAAGGUGAAAUAUACGUUUGCUGUUGAUGAUAACUAGAUCAGUGCCCUGGGUGAUGGUUAAGGUGUGAGUUCUGAUCUGGAUGUGUCAGGUAUUGAUUUUCCACCACUGUGUUGUUAGGGUCUUUAUCUUUUCUCCUCCAGGAAUAGCUGACACAGCAAAAUGCCCUCACGCCCUAUAAAAACCUUGGCCCCCUCUCCACCCUAUUUAUCCUUAUUAUAUGACCAGGAGUCAAUCCCAGCAUUCCCUGGUGCAGAGCUUCCCGAAGGAAGGUUUGAAUUGGUUUCCACCAAACAAAAUUACUUGGCCACUGUAUGAAGACUUUAAGAGGUUUUCUUUUUUUGCAGUUUGUGUUAUACCAAACCGUUUUGAUUGCUUUUGGUGCCUCCUGUUAUGUAAAAGAUAUAAAUUUUGGAAAAAAAAACUGGAAGAGAAGGAACAGUAUAAAGAAAGUGUGGGUAAAGUAUUUUAAUAUACUUAUCUGAAAUGUAUAUUUUCUUUACUUAUUCAUUAUAUACAAAAAAGGAGCUCUGGAUAACAGAAAAUAAGUAUACCUAUAAUUAAUAUUUCUAAAAUGCUAAAUCAGGAGAUCCUGUGUUUUAAAUGUGUAAGGAGAAGGCAACUCCAAUAAAACCUGUGGCUUCUAGUGUUUUAAAUGUUGUGAAUCUGUGUUGAAGCGCAUUUGAUAUUGUCAAUCUCGCCAUAUUGUUAUGGUUAUUUCUUGCAUGUUUACGCCUAAAUACAGUAUGUCGGCUAUGUUGCAGCAUC